Nilaparvata lugens (brown planthopper) is the source of this 375-nucleotide messenger RNA. RefSeq lists its product as uncharacterized. The record is from RefSeq and is a predicted model, not a curated record. The transcript has a single exon. Bases 1 to 375 code for a protein of 124 amino acids. NCBI's taxonomy places the organism in Eukaryota, Metazoa, Arthropoda, Insecta, Hemiptera, Delphacidae.
AUGUCUCUGAUUCCUGUUUUUGCAAAGAUUAUGGAGUCUUUCCAACUUUCAGCCUAUUUUGAGGAGAAUUCACUCUUUACGGAGGAUCAGUUUGGUUUUCACCGUGGGAGAGCGACAACUGACGCUGUUCAACGCCUGGUGGAAUCCAUACUUGAGGCAAUGGAGAAGAAGCACUCAACUGCCAUGAUCCUCUGUGACUUCACCAAGGCUUUCGAUUGCGUAUCUCAUGAGAUUUUGCUGGGGAAGCUCAUGAGAUAUGGUGUUGGAGGAGUGGCCAUGAGAACGAUGGAGGAGUACCUCUCACGGCGUAGGCAGGUUCUAACGGUUGAUGGUGUCAGAUCCCAAGAGCUCCAGGUCAAGUAUGGAGUGCUGUAG